ACACAUCAGUCCCGCCACACCACCUGCAUCCCUCUCGACGAUAAAGUCGACUUUGUGAAAUCUUUUUCCUUUGUAUAUUUCGUGGAUUUUUAAUUAGUUAAGAGAAAACAUUUCGUGAAUAAUGUCUUUCCAGAAUACAAAAUAACUACAUUUAUUUUCUGCUUUUUCAAGAAGCAUUGUGUAAACAUUUUUAAAAAGGUUAAAACUUAGUUAUAAAUUUAAAAAAUUAUAUCUGUUAUUUAAAUUAUAAUCACCGAGUGAAAUAUUAUUUGUUGGUACAUUGUCAUCUAGUAUCAUUCUUAUUAGUUGGUUUUAUUGUAAAAAUUUUUGUUCAAUUCCAUUAAAGUGCAUGUCAGAAAAUAAUAUUCUUUAUUGAAAAUAUUACAAUGCCGAAGCUAUUUUCCGAGUGCAACGGCAAACAUGCAUGCAAAUAUUAUUACCUCUCAUAUCGCGGAGGGAGAUUUUAAAUUCGUUUCUAUGAGCCCAACAUGACAACAGUCGGAGAAAUGAGAUUAAAAAUUCUCCAAUGCAAUUUUCGAAACUUGCCUCCAUUGAUAUGUGCAAUCUAUUUCUCCGCCGACGUGACAGUUAUACGCAUUGCGCUUUUCUGCAUGCGAUUACGCGGCGAAUUUUCCGACGCGCGCUCCUUCAGCCGUCACUUAUCUCAACGGAGCAACGGUUUGCUUUAUGGGCGAGUCGGAAUCCGGGUCAAGCGGAUUUCGCGAGUUUCGGUCGGGGAAAAUGUGGUUAACGUUCCUCGCGAUUUUUCGGUCCGCAAGACGUGGUGUCGCGAAAGCGUGAAAUCUACGCGCGUGUGUUCUAAGACGACCGGCAAAUCUUUCGGGUAGGCCGCUCUUCCCUCGGCGAAGUUGCACGCAUUUGCCUUAACUAUUCGAGAGAAUUUUGGGUUAUUCCGCACGCCCAUACAUCACGACGUGCAGCUCUGACGUCUCGCGCAAUUAUGUCGGAGGAGCGAAAGCCGUGGACGUGAAUGGCGUAAAGUCCGUCCUUCUCGCUAUACAACAUUCGCCACAAUUGCAAACUCGCGACGACGACAAUUCGCUCCAACACGACAACCGUGUGUGCAAGUAACUUUUAAGCUGUGAGACAUAGUUUAAGAUUUUUUUAAACAUUCUCUUUUAAAACAAAUUUCAUUGACAGUGAGAAAUGUUUUCUUUUUCCUUUAAAUGAGAAAUAAACUAUGUUUCAAAUUAAUUGUUGAAAAUUUUGGCAGAAAUUGCUUUUGUAUUAUAUUAAUAACACACACGUGUUUAACAAGGUGAAUUAAUCAAAUUAAUUGAUCGAAUUAAUUGGGAAAUGUAUCUACGUAAGGAAGAAGUGCAAGCAAGGGAUAAAAUAUUCUUCAAAGCGUUAAAAUGUUUUGGUCGUUGCCGAGGAGGUGAGCGGUUUUGCAACGUUUCUGCGCUUUUACCGGCUUACGCGAUUUUUCAACGCAAAUAAGCGUUAAAUAUAUGCUCGGGACGUGAGGGAUAAGCUCGCGCACGACUUUAGAAACUCGAGGCAAUUGCGUAUUAGCUUCAUAAAAAAUUCCGACUUCCGUGCUUUCAUAUGUAUUACGUGCGAACGGCGAGCUUCACAUUGUUAAUUUAAAGAGAAUCGUCGAGUGUGCAUUUCAACCGAGUGUUAUUAUUGUUCUCCACGAUAUGAUCGCGCCCGGGAUCGUCGUUUUAUAACGAUGAUGCUAAAACUACAGCUUUUCGUUCGAACGAGUAAUUUAAGUCAAUUGCUCUUAACGUGCUUUGUCGAAAAACGAUUGGUUGCACGAUCCAACGAUUAAUUGUUCUCUAUCUAUUGCAAAUUCGAUAUUAUAUACAAUUUGGCUCGUACGACAAAAUACUAUGUAACAGCGUUAUGUUACAUUAUGCAGAAGGAUACAGCAUAGCAUGCGUUUCUCAUAUUUUUGUGAAAACGUUGCACCGCGUAUGAUAUAUUACUCUAUUAUACGUUUUCGCUGCAUAGCUUGAAUUUUAAACGGCUGUAAUGACGAUCAAUACGGCGCGACAUAAAGAGGGGAAUUUAUUACACUGUACCUUUAAAGAGAGCUGUAUACCGUAUCUAUAUUUUAAGCGAUAAAUUUUUUAUUCUCGUAAACUUUAGGUUUAUGUAACUUUACAUUAAUACAUAUUGAAAAUAGAAAAGAAUAAUAAGAAAAAGUGACUUAAUUGUAAGUCGUAUUACAAAUGAUACUCUUGAUUAUUUCACGCGUAAAAAGUGUCGAUUUUUAACUCCGUUUAAAUUAAUGUUCUGUCCGUCAAAUUAUUGCGCUGGCAUAUAACACUUCCACAUGAUAUCUCUUAAUUCAAAAUGCCUUUAACAGGAGAACGGUAUGCAUUCCGCGUCGAAAUUCCCGUCUCUCUCGUAAAGAAAGGGAGCCAUUUUUUGAUCUCCUCGACGACGUCGGCGUUUUCCGCAAAUUCGCUGUUCGCGAACGACAUUUUUCAGAGCAUCGAAAAAAGGGCCGACAUAGCCUUAAAGAAUGCCAUCCGGCCAAAAAUUUACGGGCGCCGCCGAAACUGUAGAAGAGCCGCGAAAAUGGCUUCGAGAGAAGCAGGAAAAGAUUUUUAUCGUCAGCAGAUUUAUGUUCUUGUUGUUCGAACAUUAUUUUAUGAUAUCGUAUUUUUAAAGAUAUUUACGUUGAUCUAAAAUGAACGUAUCACGAUGCGUAUUAUAUUUAUAUUUUACGACUAAUAGAAAAAUAUAAAUAAAAUAAUAUAAAUUAAGUAAAAACUCUAUAUAUGUAGAUAUAAAAAUUGAAAAAUUGAAAAAUUAAGAUUAAUGUUUGCAAUAAGAUACGUGAUAAGAUAUUAGAAUUUAUUGUUUUCCUAUCGAUGAUGCAAUACGGCGAAUGGAUAAUGCAAUCUAUUCCUUCAAAAUUGCAUUGCUUAGAAAGAAGCACUUUUUAGAUAAAACAAUUUGAAUAAUAAUUAUUCACAAAGUAGUAACGAUUAUUACAUUUACAUUAGCAAACUAUGCUUGCAUUUGCGAUUAUAUCAUUAAAGUUUAACAAAUGGUGAUUUUAGUUUUCCGAAAAGCACUCUAUUCUCUAAAGCAACCAUCCCAGAGCAACCAUCUCUGCAUAUACAGAGGCAAUCACGUGAUGCAAGUUAUGUGGCAGUCGGAAUACAACAGUGCCAAAAGUGGUCUCUCCAAGCUGACGGACGAGUGCAGUUUGGAAUAUGCAUGAGGCUGUAGUCGGGAUGAUCACGCUUUCCGGGAUCUGAUCUCCUUGCAAUCUCCAUAUGCGUCAUAAAGGGCUUUUAGCAAAAUCGCCAACAAAACUGAUGACAUCUGGUAAUAACGCCAAACAAUGGAUUGUCUUGUAAAAUUUGCGAGAAUGCUAUGUUUAUUUCGAAAUGACUAGUAUUGAUUUCUCGACAAAUGGGGUCACGUAAUAACGACGUGAUACAAAUUUCGUGGAUUAUAGCAUUUGAAAAUGGUUUUUAUUAUAGGGAUCAAUAAAAAAUAAAAGUGGUUAUUUCAACUUUACAACUGUGACACAGUUUUUUUUAAGUACGUAUCUACAAAUAUAAAUAUAAAAAUACGCGAAGAAUUAUUAUAUUAGAAGAAGAUUAAAGUCGAAUUAGCGAUCUACUUUAGAUUGCAACAAACGAUAGUAAGAAAAGAAAAAAAGAUAAAAGUAUUUAUUAUGACCAAAAAAAAGAUAUUACAAAUUUGUAGAAUAUAAAUUAAUUUUACUAAAAUUUUUAUAUUCCAAUGUGGAAAAAUAAAGUUUUAUUCCUAGCAAAUAAAUCUAUUAGUAAAAACAUGAAAUACAUAUUCGUCAUCACAGUCAAAAUUUUUUUUAAUAUAAAAAACCAUUAGUAACGCUUGAAAAUAUUUCGUCUUUUAUUUUUAGUAUAUAAUUAUUAUUAAAUUGUACUUAUACAUUAUUACGUAUGCAACAAAGAUAAUUGAUCAUCCAAGAACUAUUAUUUUGCACAAUAUUUACUCAUUUUUUAACUAAUAUUUUAUAUUACCAUUUUGAUAUAGUUAAUAUACGCGGUAUAUUUACUUUAUACAAUAAUUUCUGUGAUUUGCUGAAUCAUUGUGCUCGAGACGCGAUGUAGUCGAUAUAAAUUGUUGGGGCAAUUUCGAGCGAUUUGGAAACUCUGCAUAGAUAUAUUGAAUCACGCCUUUGUAGUGCGUUAUCAAUAUAUAUCCAAUUCCAUUGCACUGCAGGAAUUAACAGAGAACCGAAUUUGCUGUUGAAUUUCAUAUAGAAAAUUGAAUAUUCCAUGUGCUUGAGCAGCAUUAUCAAUUUUUCGAUGGCAAUUUUGUAGUUAUCCUGAAUAUUUUCCGAUUAUCGAAAAAUCAACUUUUGAUGAAAAAGAAAGAUGUAAACUGAAGCGCUUUUGUUGCGUUUUGAAUUUACCCCAUAAUUUCAAACUAUGCUACAUUUUAAUCGCGCGAAUCUGCAGUUAUUUAGAGUAGAGCACAUGCAGGCAUAGUCGAUAAGGCCUGAGAGGAAAUUAUUCCGAAGUUCUCGAAAUGCUGUCGGACAUACAUAACAACGUGACUGUCGUAAAUCUUACGAAAGAAAUUUGCUUGCUUACGAAAACAACCCCGGGGGUAAAGUAAGCAGCCACGGCGGAGGAGAGCUAAGGUAAUACGUAGCUAAUGCGAAUUCCGCGCGGUAAAGUUUUAUUAAAUUAUAUUCCACUCGGCGAAUUCAAAUUAUCCUCGGAUACUACACCUGCGAGAGCAUGCGUAUAUUUCACCCAAGCCAGAGAGAACGAGAGAGAGAGAGAGAGAGACAUGUUUGUGUGUGCGUACGCCGGGGUAAAUCAUGGAAAGUGGACUACACAGGAUUUUCUUUCUACAUUUUUAUUUUGCGUGCAAUGUCGAGUAUCGCUGGACGUGCAGUAUGGGUAUAUUGUGAUAUACCUCCAUAUAAAAGUGGAUCGAGAAAAAAAGAAUAAAAAUUUGUUACAAGUAAAGCCAUUAACUCCGUAGAGAAGCUUUGUAAAACAAAACUUUUUCAAAUAAUUACAUAGAACGUUUUUACUAUAUCUUGAAUAUUAUAAAUAGCGUUAUUCAAAAUAUCCCUUAAAUCUGUCAUUAAUUAGGCAUUAAUUAGGAAAUAUUGUGAUGUAAAACUUCAGAAAUUCUUGAUUGAUCGAGUCUCAAUAAGUUUUAUCUCUCAUUUUUUUGAUAGUUUCAUUGUAUCACGCGUGAUAAUUGAAUACCUAUUUGUUGUAUAAUUCAAUCUUUAUACAUAUUGCACAUGCAGGGAUAUUUUUGUCGAAGCUUUCACUCCUCUUUUCGUUUUCUUUUCUGUUUUCCUUUUUCUUUUCAGUUCAUUUUUUACUUUUUCCGAGACUUCUCGCGUUCUAUUGCCGAGAUUGGCAUUCUUGUGCAUCUAACACGAAAGAGUGUGUGAGAGAGAGAGAGAAAGAGAGAGAGAGAGAGACCAGCACAAACCAGACCUUUCCAUCAACCCUUUCCUCGACGGUGCGUUGCGAUGGCGAGAAUGCGAGAUUGCGGCCAGCAAGGAUGUGCAUUUCCCCGCUUAAGUUUAAAUUGUGUAUUCGAGGAAACGCUUCGUCCAACUAUUCGAGCAACUUUUAAUACGACCGCCGCUGGCCGCUUGCAAAGUAUGAUAAUCAGUCGGCUUUUCCGCUCGUAGAUGAAAAGAUAGCGGCGAGAGAGGCAGACAAUUCCCCGUCCGAUCUCAACUUUUUUUCAAAACAUGCGCUAAGAGUGCAAGCAUUAUGCUGAUAAACGUGUACUACUGCACUUUUUAUAGAUUGACAAGUAUACAACGCGGUACAUUUAAAAAGAUAACAGAAUUUAUUUCUUUUAAAUUUUGUAUGUAAUCUAUUAGUGGUGUUUUCAAGCUGCACGUCUAUCAGAUGUUUAUAUUUUAUAAGUAUUGAAUACUUAUAGCGUAUAAAUUGCAAUGCUACUAAGUGAUAAUAUUUUAAUGCACUAUAUUACGAAAAUGAAACAAUCAAUUUUGUUCUACAUUUCACAAAAUCCUGAUGCAAACCUAUGAAAUUUGAAACAAGUUUAGAAAAAUAAUCGCGUAUACACAUUUUUUAGUAAUUUACUCGAAUCUUCUAGAUUCAAGUUCACUGUAAUUCGAUUGAAUGCAAAUUCGAGUUAUUCUUUUAAUUUAAAUUGAAAAAAUUCACUGGUCUGUUAUUAAUAAAAAAAAAUUCAGAUUGAAAGGUACAUUUAAAUAAAAUUACGACAAAACGUCGCACGAUUCUAUUUCUCUUUAUUUAUUUGUUUUAAUCGUUUCACUGGGACGCCUUGUGUUCUAGAUUUUGCCAAUUGAGAAAAGCCUCGAACGUCCCGCCAGCGAACUGAACUCGCGUCGUGUGGCACCGGAGUGAAGUUGCCGCCGUCACUUUCGCUCGCCGCUCGGUUCAUUUGCGUCGGGGAACGGUCGCGGGACGGAUCGGCGGUGACGACGGGCGGCGUCGUGGCGUCUAAUUGGCAAGGUAUACGUUCGCGGUAGCGUCGCACUUUGGCGAUCCGGCAGUCGCAUGGCUUUCGAACUCGUCGCACGCGUAUCGGCGAUUCGUCCUGAGCAUACAAUUACAGUGAGACUCGCUCGAUACGCCGCGCCGCGCGAGCGGCGACCGUUACGGCCAUCUUGCUGUGUUCCGCGAAAUUUGCUCGCGUCUCCGUGUGCGUCACGUAACGCGGGAUGUAACGUAGCAUCCGGUAAGCUCGUCCCAGAAGCGUAUCCCAUUCUGGUAUCCCGGCAGAGAUCGCCGGGAAGGAUCGCGGACCGGAGCAACAGGUACGAUCGUCGGCGAGUGCGAAGUGAAUUCGGUAGCGCGCGAUUGUCGAGUGAAGACCCUCUCCCCCCCUCAUCGCGCGCAUGGACUCGUCCGGUGCUUUUCCCUAACCUUGCGAGAAGCCGCGGGCGCGCGGAAAGUUUCGUCGUUUCGCACCAAGGUUCGCCGGACAUAGCGUUUGCGACUUUGAUUUUCGCUUUGGUUUCGUCUAGCUUCGUCCAGCGUUGCCCCCCCCCCCCCCUUUCCUCCCCACGUAUAUAAAUGACGGGCGAGAGGCGAGCGGCAAGGGACGGCACUCGUCGCCGAACCGAGCUGAAGGUUGGUCGAGGUCGUGUCGCGUGCCAAGUCUCGACGUUUUACGCGAUCGUAUUUCUCUCCCGCCUUCGAAUCCGCCACCGGCCCUCUCGACGUAAUUAAACGCGCGUCCCCGCGUCUCGGGGACUCUCGAGUGUGCCGUGAAUACGCAGUGGUAAUGCGUCGUGCGUAACAAGUGCCGUGUUUCCACGAGUGGCGCCAAGGGACAGCCGUGACGGGACGAGACAGAGAGAGGAUGGCAGAAGCCCCCGGGAGGCAUCGGCCACGACCACGACGUGGGGUGAGUAAUUUAUUGUGUAUUUACCGUUUCUUGUUGGUUCCUGUUCCGUUUCGCAACGUCAUGUAACGUAAUCCGCGCGCAAAACAUUUGAGGUUAGAGCGCCUCGAGACGCUCGGGAUGUUUUAACACUGGCUACGUUUAUUCUGCAUAAUAGGUUCUCAUCGUCCUCCCCUCCCCUCGCGGUCUAUGCCUCGAAUUAUUUAGGCAUCUGCUGUAAACGCUUGGCAGAUGACUUAUGGCUUCACUUAGGAUGAAAAUGUGAUGUAUCCUCAGCUUAUCCUAUUCGACCGUGAUGGAUGAAACUGAUUGGAUUCGCCGUUUCGGGAAAUAUGACGAGGACAAAGAAUCGCGCGACAUCAUUAUAAGGAAAGGAAAAUACCUAGGAUGGUGACGUAUAUAUGCGAAGAAAACCGCAACGUUGGCCGACCACCUGCUCCAAUUACGCUCAUUAAAUCCAAUCUUGAUCAUCAAUGGGCUCAAGCGCUGGGACAAGCACGUCUCGUUAGUCGGUUCCAAGUGCGGCCAUCGUAUCGACGACGCAGGCGGCGACUUCGAGAUUCCAGAAGGGAAACGCCUAUGUGUACCACUGAAGAGGCGACACAAGGAGCUGAUCUGUGGAUAAGGGAAGAACAGAGACGCGGAAUUUCCAGCGCGGUAAAAUCUGCACGCGCCCCACGUCGAUUGGAAAACGUCAGGAAUCGCCGAGCGAUGUUUUAUCUGGACGGAAGAGACGACGACGCCACCGCCGCCGCGCAUAGCUCGUCGUCACCCAACGAUGAGAUCUUCGGCUGGCGGUUGAAUGAUCGGAAGAUCGCGGUAUCGCCUGAGUUACAUCGCGUCAGGAAUCAUCGAUCACCCGAAUCAUCGUUCUAUAACGACUCGGACGAUUCGGGUAGCUGCAGCUUCGCGCGGGAUGUGUCGCGGCAGGAGCACGAGAGCGAAAUCCGCGAGAAUAUCGAGCUGCGCUCGUUCACGCGGGACGAUCUCGAUAUCGAGCUGAUCGAAAGGGAUGCCAGAGUAAUGAGCAGCAGCUCGCCCACGACUGUAACCGGCGGCGAGCGCGACAUCAAGGAGGAACAUUGUCCAAUCAGUCCCGUCUGCUACACCCCGGAGAGACUGAUCAGAUCUCAAGAAUACCGGAUACUCAUACCGUCCUCUCGCCGCUUCGCCUACUCCCGAGAGGUGAGAUUCACGCCGGAGAGCGAGAGCAGAGAGUCCUACCGUUGCCAAAAGCGGUUAAGCCGUCUCAUCGAUUCCGGACAAAUCGGUGCGACGCAGCUGAGGACACUUCUGAACAUACCGAGCACGGACGCGAGGAGGACGUACAUGAUACCCGAGCACCGACAAUGUAUCGCCGAUGAUUCUGACACGUCGGCGAGAUCGAACGAUGAUCCUAUGACCGACGAUGACUGCGGCGUGCAAAGUACAAAAACGGCCGAUAGCAGCGGAUCAAGCUACUACAGACUGAACCCCACUAUCUGGGAGGAAGAUUGCAAGGGUCCAAGCACCAGGCCGUCCUCCCUGGAGGACACUUCCGGUAUACAGAGUUACGAUUGUAGCUUGGAGACUCAGAGCGACGCGGAAAACACGCCGAUGUGCCUCUGUGAUGAGCUGGCGAUUGCGUCGAAUGUUCGCACCGUGCAUUUUGCUAACGACCGAGGUGUCGCCAUCAACGAGGUAGCGUCUAUUCUCCAAGGUCUUCCGAGCGACUUGGAAAAGGCGACGGUCCUUCUGGAAGAGGAUCGAUUCGGCGACAGCACGUCCUCUCAUGACCAAUUAACUAGACUAGCACUGACCAUCGAGACGGACGUGGAAGCACCGGCGGUUCCCGACGAUCCGAAUAAUUGGAUACGUCGUCUCCGCGAUAGAAUAGAACGGCUGCAACUCGCCAAUAAAGAGAUCCACGGGGACAUACGCGGUUUACGUACAAACUUUCAGUGCGAUGAAAAGAAAACGAUCAAUUUGUCGAGUGAUACAAUGAGAUUGUUUGAAGACGUUCACGAUUUGAGAUAUUUCGAUGACCUAGUGAAACUCCUAGAAGGAGAACUCGAAAGAAUCUCCCAAAGAAAUUGGCCAUUUAUUCUAGGGCACCGUAAUCCUCAUGGAGAGAUGAAUCUAAUCAUUUGAUUAUAAUCUCAAAGAUUAUCGGGAAUCUCGAUUAUGAUCUCAAAAAUAGUUGCGAGUGGUCGAUGCGCAGGAUAAAAGGAUAUUUUUCAAGAAGAAAAUGUAAAUGACGACUUCACAUUCCUAAGUUUAAUUUUACAUAAAAGUAACCUUUUUUCUCGGCUCGGUGACUUAAAUAUUUUCAUGAGACUAUUCGGAAUAAUUAAAAUGAUACGCGAGUAAUUUCCAAGAAUAACUAUUAUUAGUACAAAAGACCGAACUGUAAAUUUCUCUAUGUUCUAUAGAGAACGAAAUGAAUUCGUUCUUCGACAGGGAAGCCAACUGUAUAUUUUAUCGAAAUAAAUCUCGUAUAAAUAAUUAUCAA
Messenger RNA from Monomorium pharaonis (pharaoh ant), 9853 nucleotides. RefSeq lists its product as uncharacterized. Bases 7750 to 9492 code for a protein of 580 amino acids. The record is from RefSeq and is a predicted model, not a curated record. NCBI's taxonomy places the organism in Eukaryota, Metazoa, Arthropoda, Insecta, Hymenoptera, Formicidae. The transcript has 10 exons.